This is a messenger RNA of Panicum virgatum (switchgrass), 771 nucleotides long. RefSeq lists its product as uncharacterized. The coding region runs from base 179 to 448 and encodes 89 amino acids. The transcript is spliced from 2 exons. NCBI's taxonomy places the organism in Eukaryota, Viridiplantae, Streptophyta, Magnoliopsida, Poales, Poaceae. The record is from RefSeq and is a predicted model, not a curated record.
UCCACCUUGCUCUCUCUCUCCAGCACGCAGCCACUCAUCCCCGUUCCCCAAACCCUCCCCACCGCCGGCCGCCGGCCGCCUGCGUGGCCGGUGCCUCCGUCGCGGACCCUCCGGUGGCUUGCCCCUGCGUCGAACGCCUCCUGCAGCGCCCUGCGGCCUGCGCCUAAGAACUGUAGUGAUGGAAGGCCAAGCAAAGGCUAGUCUUGGUCCAAGGGUGAAGGCUAACCUGGUUCUUGGAGCAGAAUCAUUUGCUAUCAGCUCCGAGUCAGGUAGUCUGUCCGAGCAGCUGGCCACGAUGAAGGAGAAGGGCAUGGUGAUUCUCAAGGAAUACAUCACCAAGCACAAUGCUCCAAACGAUGUCCCUGAUGAGUCCGUUGAGGGUGAAUCUGAUGACGAGGGUGAAGCACUUGUCAAGAACCCCCCAAAGAAAUCUAAGAAGCAGAAGUGAUCAUCCUGACUUCAUCUGAUUCAUUGCUAGGCACAGCUAAUGUAUCUUUCUCUACGCUUUUGACAGAGAAAUACCAUAUCAUUGUUUGGCACAUUUUGCUUUUGUAAGAUUGGAUAGUUGUCAGGCACAACUUGCAGGUGUAAAAACUUGGUGCUCAUGUCAUGCAACUCAGCAGCAGUUCUGCUUCUCUCUGUUGUCUUUUCAUAUUUUCUUGCACUGGACAAUGGCGCCGGUACCCCUUCUCGUUUGUCCGUGCGCUGCAUAAAUGUGUAGCAACUGAAGCACGAGAAUGUGUGCCAGUAGAAACUCCAUACUAUUCUCAA